This is a messenger RNA of Cephus cinctus (wheat stem sawfly), 727 nucleotides long. RefSeq lists its product as uncharacterized. The record is from RefSeq and is a predicted model, not a curated record. The coding region runs from base 52 to 573 and encodes 173 amino acids. The transcript has a single exon. NCBI's taxonomy places the organism in Eukaryota, Metazoa, Arthropoda, Insecta, Hymenoptera, Cephidae.
AUACCAUUUAUCUUUAAUGUACAAUUGACCUUGAAUUAAAAAUACAAUAAAAUGGAUGAUUUUAUACCCACUCGUGGUGCACAAUUGAAGAAAAAUGCCAGUAUGAAUUUUGUUUCUGUAACAUACAAAGCUCCGAAAAAGAAGUCUAAACCUGCUGAGAUUCCUGUCGAAGGGAUAAAUUCUGACAGGAGUCCAAAAGAUACAGUGGGAAACAGCAAGGAGGACAGAAUAGCUGAAGCAAGAAAGAAACAAGAAAUAGAAAUGAAGAGAGCAAGAUAUGAUGUUAUCAAAUUUGGAAUGUCUGGUUUCGAGAAGGCAAAAGCCCAUAAAGCAAAGAUUGCCCUGGCUAUUGAACUAGGAGCAAAACCACCAAGGAAGAGAAAGAGAAACUAUAAGGAAUUAAAAGUAGAGAGGCAGAAGCUGAAGGAGGAAGAGAAAACUAAGGAACCAGCAUCAGGUCUCAGUAGAAGUUUGAAGAAACAUAGAGUUCCACGCACCAGAAAGAAAGACAAUGAUAUUCUAGGUGUAUAUGGAAAAGUACAAAAAAAAGAUAUGUCAUCGAAAAGGAAAUAAAAUCAAUCACCAACAGAACAAAAAUUAUUUAAGUUAUUUCAUUGCUUUUUCAUGUCAUUACAACAUUAAUCAGCUAUUGCUAACAAUAACAUUCUCUGUAUAUUGUAUACUAUACGAAGAAUAACGAGUAAUAAAAUAAUAUUUUUGUAUAUUC